UUUAGAACUUGUUAGCUUGUCUGGGCUGCUAGCUAAUUCUUCCCAGGCUAGACACCCAGGCUAAGCAAUUGGUUCCGAACCCAGAGGAACCCAGGAUCAGGCGAGGCCGGGUCACGUGGCCGGCUGCCUACAUGACGUACGGGCUGCUGAGCGUCAGCGUGACGUUCAGGAGACCUUCGAAGUGGCCAGGCUACCUCCGUCACCUGUGCUGUCGGGGUGCUGUCAUGGACCUGGGACCGAUGCGCAAGAGUUACCGCGGGGACCGAGAGGCAUUUGAGGAGUCUCAUCUGACCUCUCUGGACCCCAUGAAGCAGUUCGCUUCCUGGUUUGAGGAGGCCAUUCAGUGUCCGGACAUAGGGGAAGCCAAUGCUAUGUGUCUGGCUACCUGCACCAGAGAUGGAAAACCCUCUGCCCGCAUGCUGCUGCUGAAGGGCUUUGGCAAGGAUGGCUUCCGCUUCUUCACUAACUACGAGAGCCGGAAGGGAAAAGAGCUGGACUCGAAUCCCUUUGCCUCUCUUGUCUUCUACUGGGAGCCCCUGAACAGGCAGGUACGUGUGGAGGGCCCUGUGAAGAAGCUGCCUGAGAAGGACGCCGAGAACUACUUCCAUUCCCGCCCCAAGAGCAGCCAGAUUGGGGCUGUGGUCAGUCGGCAAAGUUCUGUGAUCCCCGAUCGGGAGUACCUGAGAAAGAAAAAUGAGGAAUUGGGGCAGCUCUACCAGGAACAAGAGGUGCCUAAGCCGGAAUACUGGGGUGGCUACAUCCUGUACCCCCAGGUGAUAGAGUUCUGGCAAGGCCAAACCAACCGCCUGCAUGACCGCAUUGUCUUCCGGCGAGGCCUGACAGCAGGAGAUGCCCCCUUGGGACCCAUGACCCACCACGGGGAAGAAGACUGGGUGUAUGAGAGACUUGCACCGUGACUCGGGACUCAGAAUGUUGGGGAAUCGUCUGAAAUCAGCUGAAAGAGAGUGGGGGAGAGCUGCUAAGAGGGCGAAGGACUGGGAGCCAGGUCUACAUUUCUCUCUGUUUUGGGGGGCGCUUGGGCUUAAACCCUAGGACCUUGCUCAUUCUAGGUAACACUACCGCUGAGCUAUAGUCCCAAUAUUUUUUUCUUAACCUUUUAUUUGGAGACUAAGUCGCCUCGGCUGGCCUUGAACUCACUGUGUGUGUACCCCAGUCAAGUCUUGGCCUUAAGUUCCUCUUGCCGCAGUCUUUUGAGGAGCAGUGAUUACAGGCCAGUGCCACCAGGCCCAGCUCUAGUCCUUGUUUUUAAACUAAGUCCAUUUCCCUUCCUAUCCAUCCUUUAUGUCAAAAGUCUCUCUAGGACUCGAACUCCUGAGCUCCUUCGAACUCAGCCGGAGCAGAGAGUGAUCCUGUCAUAGAGAGUCACGAAUGGCAAAGAAUCUCAUAAUUAUCUCCCUUGGCUUUGUUUGUGGGUUUUGGAAAAGCCCAUCGAGGGGGCAGCAGCUGGUAUGACUCCGUUUCCAGCAACAGAAUCAUCAGGCUGCCAACGUGCAUGGCUCACUGACCACAGAAAGGAGACUGGGCCAAUCCGUGUUUUCUGUGGCUCAGCCAGGAUCAGAGAACUACGAUUUGUUCUGGCUGGCCAUGAACUUGUUACUCUGGACGCUGUACUUCUUUUGACGUUUAUGGGUGUGUGCGUCAGCCUCUGUCACUGACAAGGGUUCCUCUUCUGCGUUGAUCCCCCUACUUAAACCUGGGUCCAGAAGGACAUUGACCCUGUGGCUGCCCACCAGGUACCCUCCCCUCCCUCACCCCUUUUGCUGUUGUGCCGUGAACUGUGACUUUGUUAGUACGUGCACAUGAGUUGUUGCAGAGAACACCUUGCUGUACCCCACCUCUUUUAGGGGGUUGUAUAUGUCCCCAGUUUUUAGCCUGAUCUCAGCUGUCAUUUCCAACAUGCAAGUGUAUAAUAAAAACUUGUCGGCCGUGCGUGA
Messenger RNA from Microtus oregoni (creeping vole), 1955 nucleotides. It is a transcript of the gene Pnpo, whose product is annotated as pyridoxamine 5'-phosphate oxidase. Gene Ontology annotation, biological process: pyridoxal 5'-phosphate biosynthetic process; pyridoxine biosynthetic process. Gene Ontology annotation, molecular function: pyridoxamine phosphate oxidase activity; FMN binding. The record is from RefSeq and is a predicted model, not a curated record. Bases 132 to 917 code for a protein of 261 amino acids. Lineage: Eukaryota; Metazoa; Chordata; Mammalia; Rodentia; Cricetidae. The transcript is spliced from 7 exons.